UCUGAGGCGCGCGGCCUGGUGGGUGUGUAACGGCCGUUAGGCGAGCUGAGGAAGUGAACCGUCGCCCGCGGCCGACGUGGUGGCCGCAUUCGGCGUCCCUGGGUAAGGGAUUUCGCCGCCCGCUUUCGGCCCUAUUUGGCUCAAAUAACGGUGUUGAUGGCCAUGCAGGAGAAAUACCCAAGUGAGAGGAUUUCUCAUGCCACUUCACCAGGUUCCGGUGUAAUUCAAAAGGGUAGUUCCCUGGGAACUGAAUGGCAGACCCCAGUUAUCUCAGAGGCUUUUCGGAGUCGCUUCAGCCGCUGCUCAAGUGUAGCUGACAGUGGAGACACAGCCAUUGGCACAUCAUGCUCAGACAUUGCAGAGGAUUUUUGUAGCUCAAGUAGCAGCCCUUCUUUCCAGCCCAUCAAAAGCCACAUAACCAUUCCAACAGCCCAUGUGAUACCUUCCACUUUGGGGACCUCUCCUGUCAAGCCAAAUUCUAUACCUGCUGGACUCUCUUCCUCCAAACUCCCUUUGUCAGGGCUGGCUGAAAGUGUGGGGAUGACAAGAAAUGGAGACCUUGGUGCAAUGAAACGUUCUCCUGGCCUGUCUAGAGAUUUCACUUAUCUUUGUGGUGCUACUGCAGAAAAUGGAAUUGAGCAGUCCUGGUUUCCAACAGUGGGCCAUGAAAGAGAAGAAGAGGUGAGGAAGUUUGAUAUUCCCAAUAUGGAGUCUACCCUAAAUCAGUCAGCAAUGAUGGAGACACUUUAUUCUGAUCCCCACUACCAAGUCCACUUUCACAACCCAAGAGCUGACACGAACAAGGAGUUAUACAAAGUGUUGCCUGAGACCAAGAAGGCACCGGGCAGUGGGGUGGUAUGUGAGCGGAAUGGACCUCACCCUAAUAGCAGUGGAGUGCUCCCUUUGGGACUCCAACCUGCUCCUGGCUUCUCCAAGCCUCUACCCUCUCAGGUAUGGCAGCCGAACCCUGACCCUUGGCACCCACGUGAGCGAUCUUGUGAGCUCAGCACCUGUCGGCAGCAGCUGGAGAUGAUCCGUUUACAGAUGGAACAAAUGCAGCUUCAGAAUGGAGCCAUCUGCCACCAUCCUGCUGCUUUUGCUCCAUCAUUGCCCACAUUAGAACCAGCGCAGUGGAUCAGCAUCUUAAACAGUAAUGAACACCUUCUGAAAGAAAAGGAGCUCCUCAUUGACAAGCAGAGGAAACAUAUCUCUCAGCUGGAGCAGAAAGUACGAGAAAGUGAACUGCAAGUCCACAGUGCCCUUUUGGGCCGCCCUGCCCCCUUUGGGGAUGUCUGCUUGCUGAGGCUGCAGGAAUUGCAGCGAGAGAACACUUUCUUACGUGCACAAUUUGCACAGAAGACAGAAGCCCUGAACAAAGAAAAGAUCGAGCUUGAAAAGAAACUCUCUGCUUCAGAAGUUGAAAUUCAGCUCAUCAGAGAAUCACUCAAAGUGGCGUUGCAGAAGCACUCAGAGGAAGGGAAGAAACAGGAAGAAAGGGUAAAGGGUCGUGAUAAACAUAUCAAUAAUUUGAAAAAGAAAUGUCAGAAGGAAUCAGAACAGAACCGGGAGAAGCAGCAGCGUAUUGAGACCUUGGAACGCUACCUGGCUGACCUGCCCACCCUGGAAGACCAUCGGAAGCAGAGCCAGCAGCUUAAGGAUUCUGAGUUGAAGAGUACAGAGCUGCAGGAGAGAGUGACCGAGCUGGAGAGUUUGCUGGAGGAGACCCAGGCAGCCUGCAGAGAGAAGGAGGUUCAACUGGAAAGCCUAAGACAGAAAGGAGCAGAAUUCUCCACUAGACAUAGCCUGCAAGAUAAGCAGAGUGUGGAGGAGGCCAGUGGAGAAGGUCCAGCCCAACAGGGAGAAGGUCCAAAGGUGGAAAUGGAGUCCUGGCAGAAAGAAUGUGAUUCCCUUCGAAAGAUUGUGGAGAAGCAACAGCAGAAAAUGGAUCAGCUGCGUUUACAAGUACAGACCCUAGAGCAAGAAGUGGCUCAGGAAGAAGGAACAAGCCAGGCCCUGAAAGAGGAGGCCCAGCGGAGGGAGACAGCUCUGCAGCAGCUACGCACAGCGGUGAAGGAGCUUUCAGUGCAGAACCAGGACCUGAUUGAGAAGAAUCUGACACUCCAGGAACACCUGCGCCAGGCCCAACCAGGGUCCCCGUCUUCACCAGACACAGCCCAGCUGGCAUUUGAGCUGCACCACGAGUUGGCCAGUUGCCUUCAAGAUCUGCAGGCUGUCUGUAGCAUUGUGACCCAGAGGGCCCAGGGCCAUGACCCCAAUCUCUCCCUGCUCCUGGGCAUUCACUCUGCACAUCACCCGGGGACUCAGCUGGAUUUGCAGAAGCCGGAUGUGAUCAAGAAGAAACUAGAAGAGGUUCAACAGCUGCGCCGUGAUAUCGAGGACUUAAGGACCACCAUGUCAGACAGAUAUGCCCAGGAUAUGGGAGAAAACUGUGUUACACAGUGAAGAAUGCUGGGGGUGGCACACGCUCUGUUCCCCCAGGGAAGAUCUGGUCUGUUGAGCACCAGUCUGCCAGGUUCUGCCCUGACAAUCUCUUGCCUCCUGUCUGCUGCUAUUCCCAGAGAGAAGGGGUGGAGGGGGUUAAGAACCUGCGUCUGGGGCGGUGGGCUUAUUAAGGAACGGUGUGAACGGUGCCUACCCUGCCCCACACUGGCUUUGCAUUGUUGGAUUGCAUUUGUCCUGUCAUUGGAUUUACCCUUUGAGGGUGAGUUACUAAUUAACUGCAGGUUACCUGAUAAGUCCUCACAGACUGUUCCAGCCCCUGGCUGAUGUCAAAGUUAAACAGGCUGCUCAAUUCCCUUUUCCAUCCUCUGGGAUGGAUCCGUAUUCAUUCCCACUCCAUACCUUGGUCCCGCUGAUGGCAGAGUUCAGUAAAAGGGCCUGGAAAGUCUAAGUACCAGUCAUGAUGGCCAUGUGAGAAUUCUCAGGCCAGUAGGCCAGCCUGCCUGGGAUCUGAGCUGGCUUUCUUGGGUGUUCUUAGGCAUGGUCCCACUGCUGCUUCCUCAGGGCUCUUGUUCUCACAGACACCUCAGGGUGAUCUGUUUAUUAGCAAAGUACCCACUAGAAUUGGCCUAAGGAUUCUAUCCAGGUCUCCUCCAUCUGUGCUGUCAUGCCAUUUUGUAGGAUGCGCCACUCUCCAGCUGCCCUGUCCUUUGGGGGCCUGGCCAUGUGGUUAGCAUAGCUCCCUUCUCUUUUGUUCUCAGGCCAGUCAGGUAGCCCCCUUGCAAACUCUUCUUUAUGGUUCUAGAUUUGAGCAGGAUUUUCCCCUAGAAUACCACGGGGCAACUGUCAAAAGCUGCUUGCCUCCUCCUCCUCCUGGUGUCUAAGGGCUGGCGCCCAGCCCUGACUUGUGCCUCUCUUUUGUUUGUGGGCAGGGUCCUUUCCUUUUCUUGCUCUGCGGCUUCUUGAGAGUUCAGAGUACCCAGUAUAGUUUGGCUCUAAGGUAUAGCUUAUUUGCUGGGUUUUGUUUGGGGCCUUUGGACCCUCUGCUUUCCGGUUUCUCUUGCCUCCUCAUUUAGGGGGCAUCUCUCAACACAAUUGUUCAUAUCUGGUUGUUGGGCUGGCCCCAGACCUGCGCUAGAUCUGGAGCCAGGCCAGCCAGGGCCUUGGAAGGGUGUGCAGGAGCAGAGCAAUCCCAGAGCCAGCCACCAGGAGUUUGUUGGUAAGCCUUGAGCAGUUAGAGAAGCAUCCUGAACCUCACUCUUGGGUCUGAAUGAGACUCCUUAAGUGUUUUUACAGAUCUGUGUCUUAUUUAUGGAGUGAUGUAUCCCUUCCAUUCAGAACAGCCCCACCCAGCCGUCCUCCUCAGCCUCUGGGCUCCUUCCUGCCUCCUAAAAGCAGAGCUGCCUGGUUGGUCUCCACCCUGUUUUGGGAGCCCAGCCACCAUGCUCACGGGUAUUUUUCCUCAAAGUUUAUAAGCAGUUAUUUAUAUGAAUCCUUGUUAUGUCAACUCGUUUGUAUUGCCUAUUUUGAUUACAAAAUAAAAUAUUUAACAAACUCUUCAGUUUUCCAUCACCAUCACCACCAUCCCUUACUCCACCCUUCAUUUUGGCUUGUUGGGGCCAAGGGCUGGGUGUUCAGCCAAGUUCCCCAGAUGGCAGCAAGGAGGAACCUUUGGCAGGUCUAGUCUCACGGCUGUUUCUACCACUUCCGCUCCUCUGUUCUCUGUGGGGACAAAUAAGAGCUCUUCCCACACGACUUUCUAUUGGGUGAAGUUGCCCGAGUCAUUGAGCAAGUCUGUCAUUGGAAAGAGUUUCCGUAAUCAUCUGAGAGGAAGUCAGCUGCCUCUAGGUUGCUGUGAGGUGGCGGCUUCUCUGGAGCCAGGCAGGGCACUGUUUGCUUUAGGGCGCUGGGGUUAUCUUCCUGGGCUGCCAUUCAAGCCCUGGACCUGGGGAGGACUUGUGAGGGGAAUCCUGUCCCACCCCAGCCAGCCAGCCAAGCCUCCAGAUUUGGACUGGUUGCUAGAGUCUGCUCUGUCUGAACCCCUUCCCAUUUUUUCUGGGAGCAGGAGCAGCUUUAGAAUGCCAUCUGGAGUUGAGGUUGAGCUAGGGCCACCCUAAGAUCAUCUGUGGGUAUUUCACGAGGGUGGGCCAGGCUCUCAGGAGUGCUGGCCAGCCUCUGCCUCCACCCUUUCUAGAGCUAGCAGCCUCUUACCUUGGCCUCCAUCUGGUGCCUUGAGGGUGUGGCCCUGUCUCUGGCCACCACCCUUCCUUGUCUAAACCUGCCUGAGUAGAGAGGAACUUUGGGGGAAAUUUCCUGGGGGGGAGGGGAGGUGCUGUCCCUGUUUUGGUGUGCCACGGGGUUACCCAGGUGUGAGUGUCACCCUGGGGACUGUGGGAGGGGGUUCCUUAGAGUGAGGUCCCCUAGCCAAGGCACUGUACGUUCCAAAACGGCCCAAGCCUUCAAAACUCUGAGCUGGGCUGCGCUACCGUGGCACCAAGGGGUGGAUGGCUGGGUGCAGCUAGCUCGGGGGAGGCUGAGGAGGCGCCUUUGCACACCCUCACCCUCCCCUCCCUGGCCUUUCCGGCCACCCGGGCUACUCCCCAGCCUCACACUGAGCCCCAGAUCUGGGGAAAGCCGUAGGGGGGGCCUCGCUGAGCCCUGGGGUCCUUGGCAAGCCCGGCCACUGAAGGGGGAGGGGAGGGGGACAGCGGCGCGCAGGGCGGGGUCGCGCAGGCUCCGCCCCGGCCGCACGCCUACCCGUGCCGCCCAUUGGUCCCGAGAGCGGUGACUCGCGGGCUGAGCAGGAAGGAAACCGCUCCCGAGCGCCGCGGCGUCGUCUUUAGGCCGUGCAGCUCCCGCUACAGCCGUCCGUCCGCCUGUCGGCUUGCCCGUCCACCCGCAGCAUGAGCGGCCUUCGCGUCUACAGCACGUCGGUCACCGGCUCCCGCGAAGACUAUGAGCUCUUCGUGGAGGCUGUGGAACAAAACACACUGCAGGAGUUCCUGAAGCUGGCCUGAGCCCGCUGGACUCCCGUCACCACAUGCCCCCCAGCCACCGCCCGGCCAUGAAGGACCUUAUGACCAACUCCCUGUUAUCCUAAAACCUUCUGACCUUGGAAUCUUUCCCCCCAACCCAAGCCCCUUCUCCUCCCCUCCCUGUUCAAAGGCAACAUUCCUUACCCACUAGUUUCAGAAAUUGUCUUAAGCAACAGCCCAAGUGCUGGCUGUCCUCAGCCAGGCCCUGAGGCUGCCACCCUGCCUGGCCCUAGCUGAUGGGUGCCUUUGCUGGUUCCAUUAGCCAGGGCUCUGCCAAAGGCCCCGCAUUCCCUGUCCUGGGAGCACCCUAGAGACAAUUAAAUGUCCCAUUCCACUGACA
Molecule: messenger RNA, 5835 nt
Organism: Mustela lutreola (European mink)
Lineage: Eukaryota; Metazoa; Chordata; Mammalia; Carnivora; Mustelidae
Gene: CEP85
Product: centrosomal protein 85
Exons: 15
Coding region: 157-2463 (768 amino acids)
Cellular component (GO): centrosome
Source: RefSeq, a predicted model, not a curated record